AAUAAUAUAAAAGUUGCAUCUUUUAGUCGAUAUCAUCUGGUUGUGAUUGCGAUAGCAGCUGCAGUCUAUUUGAAGAUUGUUUUGCAUGUCAUCGACAAAAAUGACUCGAGCGCUUAUCUGGACCGCCGUGAUGGGAAUAUCGUUUAUGGCGACCUUUGUCGACGCCAAGCCAGGCAAAGUGAUUGAACCCAGAGGAGGAGAAAUCUCCUUGUCCAAGCAUGAGGAGAAAAAGCAGCCCAAAUUCCAGAUCCAUCACAAACAUCGCGCGCCGGCAACUCUUCCCACCUCAUUUGAUUGCCGCAAGAAAUGGUCGCAGUGCAAGAGUAUUGCUGACAUCCGCGAUCAAGGUCAAUGCGGCACUUGCUGGGCUGUAUCCUCCGCCAGCGUUUUAUCUGACCGCAUUUGCAUUGCUGAACUCACCGCCGGCAAAACACCAUCGCAAAUCUACGUCUCCGCUUUGGACCUUGCCACGUGUAAAGAUGCAACCCGUACACCUGACCAAAACUGCAAUCAGGGUGGCAACACCGCUACUGCCUACCGAUGGGCCACACUGACCGGUUACAUCACCGGUGGCAAUCUCAACAGUAAAGUCGGCUGUAAGCCAUAUCCAGUGGGCAAUGACGGGCCGAUGCCGCUAUCUUGCUCCAAGACCUGCACAAAUACCGGCUAUGGGAAAACUCCCUCACAAGAUACUGCAUAUGUUGACGGCUUCUGGACUAGCUAUUUGGAUGACAAUCCAUCGCCAGCUAAGAUCCAAGAAAAUGUCGUUAAAAUGCAGCAGGAUAUCUACGCCAACGGUCCUCUUACGGCCAAUAUGCGGGUGUGGAGCGAUUUUGCCGGAUGGAAACCGGAAAACGGCGCCUAUCGUGGACCUAGCACAACAGCUAAACAAAAGGAGGGUCACGCUGUCCGUAUCAUCGGUUGGGACACCGACAAGAACGGCGUGAAAUACUGGAUGAUUGCCAACUCGUGGGGUGUCGGUGACCAAUGGAACUCGCGUGGUGACAAGGGUGUCUACUGGAUCGAAAUGGGCAAGAACGUCGUCGGCAUUGAAAGCAAGCCCACCGCUCCCAUCGUGGUCCUGCCCAACAACUGUGCCGGUUUCUGCGAUGCACCCAUUACCCAGAUUGUGCAUCUGGAUGCACAGAACCUGAAAUCGCCAGUCUACGCUUUUCAAGGCAGCUGUACUACUCAGAUCACCGUGGCGGCCAAUGGUAAAAUCACACCAGUCGGCACUCCACAGCCAAUCGGCAAGGUCUUCGUUACCGGUCCCGCUGGCCCGAUCACUAGCUGGAUGGGUGCCACUGGUCCUACCGAUCCUUUGUGGCUUGUCAACCCUGCCGGUGAAGCCGCAUCUUGCCUUCCGGUUAGCGGAUCCACCAAGAUUGACUGUUCAUCGGGUACUGCCACCGCCGGAGCAUCGGCUGCCACGAUGGUUGGCGGAGACAGGAUCGUGUACUAUAACGACAGAAAUCAGUACCUCUACACCUUUAAGGGCGCCGGAACCACCGGUUCACCUUCUAAAAUCGCUGACGCUAUCAGCAGCAAGUUCAGUCAGGUCAACUCGCUACUAAACAUCGAUAAUGCCAAUAUACUGGUCUGCGGUUUGGAUACAACCGGAAAGACUUCAUGUGGACUGAUGAAAGUUUCGGACAAAUCGGUUACGGCACCACAACCGAUCAAGAGCCUAUCAACCAAGUGCUAAAGCAAUUUUUGUCAUAACGUUGCGUAAACAAAGAUUAUAUUGCAAAUCUUGACUGAAAAUUUCGGACUGCGGAAAAGGUGCUAAAUACUGAUAUUUCGAUGUCUUUCUUACUGUUUACGCCUCAAGCUGUACACAUGCAUCCGACGAUCUAAUGUUCUGCACUGAUUUUUUUAAAGAAGCGACUGAUGCAAAAAAGAAGAGAAAUAAAUAUAUUGCUGGUGUAAAGCA
This is a messenger RNA of Paramacrobiotus metropolitanus, 1933 nucleotides long. RefSeq names its product cruzipain-like. Gene Ontology annotation, molecular function: cysteine-type endopeptidase activity. The coding region runs from base 86 to 1705 and encodes 539 amino acids. Gene Ontology annotation, cellular component: lysosome. NCBI's taxonomy places the organism in Eukaryota, Metazoa, Tardigrada, Eutardigrada, Parachela, Macrobiotidae. The transcript has 9 exons. The record is from RefSeq and is a predicted model, not a curated record.